Molecule: messenger RNA, 804 nt
Organism: Ochotona curzoniae (black-lipped pika)
Lineage: Eukaryota; Metazoa; Chordata; Mammalia; Lagomorpha; Ochotonidae
Gene: NPBWR2
Product: neuropeptides B and W receptor 2
Biological process (GO): neuropeptide signaling pathway
Cellular component (GO): membrane; neuron projection
Molecular function (GO): neuropeptide binding; neuropeptide receptor activity
Source: RefSeq, a predicted model, not a curated record
AUGAGGCUGAUGGGCAACACGGCCAUCAUUCAUGUGAUCUUAAGAGCACCCAGCAUGAAGACCGUGACCAACAUGUUCCUCCUGAACCUGGCCGUGGCCAAUGGGCUCUUCACACUGGUGCUGCAUGUGAACAUUGCUGAACACCUGCUGCAGCGCUGACCAUUUGGGCAGCUGCUGUGCAAGCUGGUGCUGGCCAUCGACCUCUACAACAUCUUCUCCAGCGUCUAUUUCAUGGCUGUCAUGAGCAUUGACCGCUACCUGGUGGUGCUGGCCACGGUGCACUCCCAUGGCCUGCCGUGCCAUACCCACCAUGGUGCCAAGGUGGCCAGCCUGUGCGUUUGGCUGGCCAUGGCCCUCUUGGUGCUGCCUUUCUUCUCCUUCGUCAGCAUCUAUAGCAACGACUGUGGCCUGAGUUUCCCACAGGCCAAGUGAGCCUGGUUCAAGGCCAGCCAUAUCCAUACACUGGUGCUGGGCUUCUUGCUGCCUGUGUGCGCCGUUGUGCUAUACGCCGACCUGCUGUGCUGGCUGUGGGCCAUGCAGCUCUACUCAGGGGCCAAGGUGCUGGGCAAGGCCAAGCACAAGGUCAUCAUCCUGGUCUUUGCUGUGUUGGCCGACUGCCUCCUCUGCUGAAUGCCUUUCCACCUGGCCUCAGUCGUGGCUCUCACCAUAGAUGCGCCGCAGGCCACCCUGGUCAUCAGCAGUCUCAGCUAUGCCAACUCCUGCCUCAUCCCCUUCCUCUACGUAUUCCUAUAUGACAACUUUCCCAGGGGCUUUCAUGUCCUAUCCCCUUGCUGGAGGGCCUGA